AUGUCAUCCAUGCACAAAACAUACAAAAGUCUGAGUGGCGGCUUGAGCAUUGGACAGGCUGGAGAGUUUGAUUAUUCCGGAAGUCAAUGCAUCAAAGCCCUCAAGGAAGAAGGGAUUGAAGUUAUUCUCAUCAACCCCAAUAUUGCUACCGUUCAAACGUCGCAGGAACAGGAAGAUAGUGUCGCGCGAAGCGCGGAUCGUGUGUACUUUCUUCCCAUCCAACCCAACGUUGUCAUGGACAUUAUUCAUAAGGAAAAGCCAGAUGGUAUCAUUGUUUCCAUGGGAGGGCAGACAGCCCUCAACGUUGGAGUCGAAUUGUGGAGAGACGGACUGUUGCAGGCAGCCGGUGUGGAAGUGUUGGGAACGCAAAUCCCAGUCAUUGAAGCAACUGAAGAUCGUGAGAUCUUUAGUGCCAAGUUGAAAGAAAUUGGAGAAACGAUUGCCUUGUCGUACAGCGCCACCACUGUAGAGGAAGCCAAGGAGGUUGCCAACAAGAUUGGAUACCCCGUUUUGAUUCGAGCCGCCUAUGCCUUGGGAGGUUUGGGAUCUGGAUUUGCGGCCGAUGACGAGGAGCUGAAAGAGAUGGCUGCCAAGGCGUUUACCACCAGUUCUCAGAUCCUCAUUGAUC
This is a messenger RNA of Seminavis robusta, 628 nucleotides long. The record is from the annotation of a GenBank genome assembly. Lineage: Eukaryota; Bacillariophyta; Bacillariophyceae; Naviculales; Naviculaceae.